GCCUUGUCCUGCGACAACAGCUAAACCCUAGAGCUUAAAAACCUCCAAGCAGCCAGAGAAUCCUUUCCUCCUCCACCCUAGCAGCAGCAGCAGUUCCUCUCUCUCCUUCCCUUCUCCCACCAACACCAGCUCCCAAUCAAUUAUUCAGGUUAAUAAUAAUGGCAGAAACUACUCAGAUGGAAAUCGAGACCGCGACAAAAGCUGUCCCCUUACCGGCAAAACCAGUCUUCAAGCCUCUGAAAGCACACGAGAUGUCCGACGGCAAAGUCCAGUUCAGAAAAAUCCCUGUUCCACCGAACCGUUACACACCUCUCAAGAAAGCGUGGCUAGACAUCUACACUCCGGUCUACGACCAGAUGAAAGUAGACAUAAGGAUGAACCUCAAGUCCCGCAAAGUCGAGCUCAAGACCCGAGCCGACACCCCUGACGUCAGCAACCUCCAGAAGUCCGCUGACUUUGUUCACGCCUUCAUGCUAGGUUUCGAUAUCCCUGACGCGGUGGCGCUUCUGAGGAUGGACGAGCUGUAUGUUGAGUCGUUUGAGAUUAAGGACGUGAAGACUUUGAAAGGGGAGCAUUUGUCGAGGGCCAUUGGGAGGUUGUCGGGGAAAGGAGGGAAGACGAAGUUUGCGAUUGAGAACUCGACGAAGACGAGGAUUGUUAUUGCGGAUACGAGGAUUCAUAUCUUGGGGGCGUUUACUAAUAUUAAGGUUGCGAGGAGUUCUCUUUGCAGUCUUAUUAUGGGAUCUCCUGCGGGGAAAGUUUACUCCAAGCUUCGUAAUGUUAGUGCUAGAUUAGCUGACUAGUAUGCUUUCUUGAGUUUUGUUCGAGUUUAUUAUUUUGUAUUGCUUCAGAAAUACACAUGUUUCGUCGAGUUGUCUAAACAUCUGUUUACCAAUUUUCAGACAUAAACUAAAGGUUCUGUUCGGAAAAAGAAUGGUUUGUAUUGAGUUGUCAUUCCUAGUGUUAUAUUCAAAUUUUUCAUGGUUUUA
Brassica napus (rape) is the source of this 989-nucleotide messenger RNA. Its product is annotated as RNA-binding protein PNO1-like. Gene Ontology annotation, cellular component: nucleolus. The coding region runs from base 159 to 803 and encodes 214 amino acids. Gene Ontology annotation, molecular function: RNA binding. Lineage: Eukaryota; Viridiplantae; Streptophyta; Magnoliopsida; Brassicales; Brassicaceae. The record is from RefSeq and is a predicted model, not a curated record. The transcript has 2 exons.